AUGAUGAGCUAUUAUGGUGGCUACUAUGGAGGCCUGGGCUAUGGCUAUGGCUCUGGUUAUGGCUGUGGAUGUGGUAGCUUCCAUGGCCUAGGCUAUGGCUUUGGUGGCUAUGGCUAUGGAGGCCUGGGCUAUGGUGGCUAUGGCUAUGGAUGCUGCCGCCCAUCUUGCUAUGGAAGCCUGGGCUAUGGCUAUGGCUCUGGUUAUGGCUGUGGAUGUGGCAACUUCCAUGGCCUCACUUAUGCCUUUGGUGGCUGUGACUGUGGAUGCCCAGUUUAUGGUGGCUAUAGCUAUGGCUACUGCCAGCCAUCUUCCUGUGGAAGGUUUUAUUCCUAUGACUUCUACUAA
Molecule: messenger RNA, 345 nt
Organism: Vombatus ursinus (common wombat)
Lineage: Eukaryota; Metazoa; Chordata; Mammalia; Diprotodontia; Vombatidae
Product: keratin-associated protein 19-5-like
Exons: 2
Coding region: 1-345 (114 amino acids)
Source: RefSeq, a predicted model, not a curated record